AUGGCAGCAAAAAAUAAAUAUUAUUACCAAAGCCGAAACAAACCAAAAUUGCCCCUUUUCGCCCCCCCUUUUUUUAUUGGCCCAAAGCAAGGAACCACCUUUUGGGUAAUCGUCCCUGCGCAUAUAAAGGGCAAUCCUGUGCCCUUUUUUUGGCAAAUAAAUUCCUUUUUCGGUAUGCACAAUAAUAAAAUUUUCCCCAAAUUAUUAAAAUCGUUGUUUACCUUUACCAAAAAAUUUCCAAGCUUUAAAAUAAAAGUAUUAAAUUUUUACCAAUAUUAA
Gaeumannomyces tritici R3-111a-1 is the source of this 279-nucleotide messenger RNA. RefSeq lists its product as hypothetical. The record is from RefSeq and is a predicted model, not a curated record. NCBI's taxonomy places the organism in Eukaryota, Fungi, Ascomycota, Sordariomycetes, Magnaporthales, Magnaporthaceae. The transcript is spliced from 2 exons. Bases 1 to 279 code for a protein of 92 amino acids.